Messenger RNA from Coniosporium apollinis CBS 100218, 1302 nucleotides. RefSeq lists its product as uncharacterized. Lineage: Eukaryota; Fungi; Ascomycota; Dothideomycetes. The coding region runs from base 1 to 1302 and encodes 433 amino acids. The transcript is spliced from 2 exons. The record is from RefSeq and is a predicted model, not a curated record.
AUGGGUCUCGCUAUUGACUUUUCCGCUUCGUCGCUUGCUUCAUCAUCCUCCCAAGAGGUUGGUUACCUCGUUGGUCUGCGCGGUCUCUUCGUUCUACAGUCGUUUCUUUGGACCUUUCUGCAAGCAUUUGUUCCCGCCGUAGUCGAAGCUCCCCAAGAUACCAUAGCCCCUACGUACCAAGUCAUUCUACGCAAGACAGUCUCCGUUCUAUUCUGGAACAAAAGCCUUAUCUACUCCUUCUUCAUCCUCGUAUCUGCGCGCACGAUAUGCAUUCCCUUCCUUUGGAAUCCGACAAAAUCCACCCUGGCCAGCUCCGUCUUCCGCCGCGGCAUCCGCCUGUGGUUCCCAGCGGCAGUUGCGUUGGCGAUAACCACUCUCAUCUUCUCCCAGAUUGGUCUCACCCAUCUGGAGGACUUCAAACGAGGCACUGGUAAUGAAGCUAUAGAAGUGCCGUACAAGAUACCUAAGGCCCUGACAUACUUCAACUCCGUCUUCGGCCUCUUCUGGACGACGCGCAACUUCGCCACCCAAGCCGGGAACACUGCAUUCCCUGGGCAGCAGCUGUGGAUCGUGAACGCAAUCUUCCAGCAGAGCUACACCGUCUACAUGGCGAUGGUCAUUCUGCCUUACACCCGACCAGCCUGGCGUCUCCAGUCAUACGCAAUUAUAAUCGUCACUGCAUGGUGGGUGCAGAGCUGGGUCUGGUACUCCUUCACCGGACUCGCACUGGCCGAUGCUGUCACUAACAUGGCGUUUCGGGAGAAAGCCAAGCGGGGGAUAAAGAUUUGGAGGAGCAUCAGAUGUCCCGUCUGGGUACUGUACACCGUCCUGACUACUGCAGGGUUGGUCAUGCAAUAUCUAUGGACGGCAUGGAGACCGGCGUACCAUCAGAAGGAGCUGGUUGCGCAUACGGGAUUGUACAAUUCUGCAUCGCUAAACGAAGACUACGAUCCGAAGCAGCCGCUUGCGAGGGAUGACGAUUACCUUUUGCUGCUUGGAUUGUUUCUAUUCAUUGAGCAUUUCGAGGGACUCCGCUAUGUCCUUGCGAAUCGGCUCUUUAUAUACCUUGGCCGGAGAUCGCUGAGUUGGCUCCUCGUUCAAAGCAUCUUUAUCUACACCGCCGGCGUCAAGCUCUUUAUGCACCUCCGCUUCCAGAAAGAUUGGCCACUUGAGGGAUCAGCGGCAGUAUGCCUGGCCGUAUGCGUGCCGGCGACGGUUCUCCUGGCUGAAGUCUUCUACCGCGCCGUCGAACAUCCCUCGCAGGUCUUGGCGCGGGUCAUGUUUGACUGGAUUAGAGAAUGA